Molecule: messenger RNA, 372 nt
Organism: Lathyrus oleraceus (garden pea)
Lineage: Eukaryota; Viridiplantae; Streptophyta; Magnoliopsida; Fabales; Fabaceae
Product: heat shock cognate 70 kDa protein
Exons: 3
Coding region: 1-372 (123 amino acids)
Molecular function (GO): ATP binding; ATP-dependent protein folding chaperone
Source: RefSeq, a predicted model, not a curated record
AUGGCUUCGGUUAUCACAAGGGGAAUUGAGUUAUCUUCAUCUAUCACUCGGGAAAAGUUUGAGAUGAUCAGCAUAGACCCUUUUGAAAAGUGUAUGGAGAUCGUUGAGAGCUCCUUUGUGGAUUCUGGAAUGGACAAAAGUAGUGUAGAUGAUGUGGUCCUUAUUGGUGGCUCGCCCCGAAUCCCCAAACUGCAACAACUAUUGCAAGACUCUUUUAAUGGGAAGGAUUUGUGUAUGAGCAUCAACCCUGAUGAAGCAUUGGCUUAUGGUGCAGCUGUCCAUUUUGGUCCAGACUUGGUUCAGUGUGUUAAUGUUUGCAGGUCUACUCCAAUUGUUUCACUUGGGCAUGGAAUGUCGCUUGAUGAAUGUUGA